AUGCGAGACCCCGCCGCGCCUGCUCAACAGGCACCUCAUCCUCCCCGACGCACUUCGCGUCUGUUUACGUUGGCGCUGAACCAAGCCCUCAUCCGGCGGCUGGCGUCGCCGCCAUCCAAUUCGAAUUACUUCUCGGCACGAUUCUCCUCCUCAAUCGCAAGGGCGUCCGUCAUGCUCUAUUACGCACCCCCCAAGAGCGCAGAGAACACGGGCACAACACCACCUUCUCUAGGUGUCGCGUUGGCGAACCUCGCGUUGGUUCCACUGUUACUCAGCCUGCCAUUGACGGUCAUAGCUGCAGUCGGAUACACAGCUUGCGCACCUACGGAUAUCAAGUUCAGCCUGGAUUCCGGGGACGGUUACGAUGUACGCGUUGGCUGUGUUGUUGGAGCUGGCUUCUCCGUCAUCGAGCUGAAAACUGCCGUGCGUGUCCGUGCCAAAGGCCUUGGAGUUGGCGCCAAGUCGCUCAUGACCUUUCUCAUCCUCUUUUAUGACUCCAGACUGUCCACCAAACCGCCUGGUUACUUCGCCCUCUUUGCCUUCGCUGGCGGCCAGAUGGCAUAUAGUAUCGUGCUCUUUGUGACGGACGCGUACUCGUACCCAGACACCUUAUCCCGAUUUCGCUUGAUGAAGUUAUGGUGCGCUCUUCGUCGAAACUCUGUGGGAGCCUACUUCGAUCUUCCUCUCCUCAAGCUUUCGAUGAUUCUCAACGAGCAAUUUGUUCUCAAGCACAUUCUCACCGAAGGAGACAAAGUCGUCCUUUCGUGCUAUAGCCCCAUGGCUGAGCAGGGAGGGUAUGCUCUCGCUGCAAAUUACGGCUCUUUAAUCGCCCGACUAGUUUUUCAACCUAUCGAAGAAACUUCGCGUGUCUUCUUCGCAAAGACGCUCUCCGCGACCCCGGGCCAAUCUGCGCCGAAGACCAUCAAAGAUGAAUCGGCAUCAGAUGAGCAGCAAAACUCGAUCUCUCUCCCUGCUCUCAAGCAAGCGGCGGCAUUCCUGUCGAGCAUCCUCCAAACGCAACUAUUUCUUGCCAUGCCGAUCAUCGCUUUUGGGCACGUGUACCUUCCGAUCGUACUCUCCUUCCUCCUUCCUGCACGCUUCCUCGCAACGAGCGCCCCGCAACGCCUUUAUGCCUGGGUAUACUACCUUCCCGUCUUCGCCGUCAACGGGGUUCUGGAAGCCUUCGUGGCAGGGACAGCCACAGCCAGGGAUGUCGUCAAAUAA
Molecule: messenger RNA, 1224 nt
Organism: Pleurotus ostreatus (oyster mushroom)
Lineage: Eukaryota; Fungi; Basidiomycota; Agaricomycetes; Agaricales; Pleurotaceae
Product: Oligosaccharide translocation protein rft1
Exons: 4
Coding region: 1-1224 (407 amino acids)
Biological process (GO): glycolipid translocation; dolichol-linked oligosaccharide biosynthetic process
Cellular component (GO): endoplasmic reticulum membrane
Source: RefSeq, a predicted model, not a curated record